Zeugodacus cucurbitae (melon fly) is the source of this 1429-nucleotide messenger RNA. RefSeq names its product DNA polymerase delta subunit 2 (gene PolD2). Gene Ontology annotation, molecular function: DNA binding. The record is from RefSeq and is a predicted model, not a curated record. The coding region runs from base 140 to 1429 and encodes 429 amino acids. Gene Ontology annotation, biological process: DNA strand elongation involved in DNA replication; DNA replication. Gene Ontology annotation, cellular component: delta DNA polymerase complex. The transcript has a single exon. Lineage: Eukaryota; Metazoa; Arthropoda; Insecta; Diptera; Tephritidae.
UAAAAAAUGAAGAAGAAGAACACAAUUUCCCGGUUAAUUUGCUAUGAACAGAAACGAAUUGUAUUUUCAUUAAACUCUGCUAUAAAGUGCUUAAGUUAUUCAUCGAUAAAUAUUCAUAUAUUAGUUUUAUUCCUUAACAAUGCUAUCUCGAAGCAAUUCGGUCUACGAGGAUUUAUCCAGCAAAUUUCGUCUUACUUCUUUCGAUUAUCACAAACAAUAUUCACACUUUUAUGCUCAUCGAUUAAGAGAGAUGACAUCUCUCCUUUUGCCACUAGUGGAGGAACAUUGGAGCAACAAUUACACCGUAAAGAAACUUUGUGAUUUGCGUGAGGAGCAAACAGAAACGUGUAUUAUUAUAGGUACAAUUUACAAACAUCAAGCUCAUAAGCCAAGUAUAUUGCGUGAAAUUUCUGAGGAGAACCAACUUGCCCCGCAGCCACCUCGUGAACAUUAUGCCGAACUUGAAGAUAAGUUAAUUCUUGAAGAUGAACUCCAACGAGUGCGUUUAUAUGGUAAAGUUGAUGGUCGUUUGAUGGCGUCGGGUAUAGUUUGUGCUGUACUGGGAAGCAUUGAGGAAGAUGGUCGAUUCGACGUCGAAGAAAUGCUAUAUUAUGAGGCAGGCCCUCAAAAGCCUUUGUCCAAUAAAGGCUAUGGACGAAAAGUUGUUCUAUUAUCUGGUAUUAAUUGUACAGGUGUAGAUAACUGUAUCGACGCCCUUAACAUAUUUCAACAUUGGUUAUGUGGUAACAUGUUUAGAAAACCAAAUUCCCAAAUAGUUCGCGUUAUUGUGGCGGGAAAUUCAGUUGGCACAGCAGCAGAGGAAAUUCAAACUACAUCUUUACAAUCUCGCAACAACGAAAAUAAUGGAGCAGUAGAAGCAAUUCGCUCUAUUGACAAUUGGUUUGCUAGUUGGUCGAAAAGCGUAUCUAUGGACGUAAUGCCGGGAGCGCAUGAUCCAGCCAACUUCAUGUUGCCUCAACAACCAUUCCAUCAAUUUAUGUUCCCUAAGGCUUCACAGAGUGCUUCUUUUCGUAGUGUCCCUAACCCAUAUGCUUUUUCAUUGGAUAAUACUACAAUUGUGGGGUGUUCUGGACAGAAUAUAAAUGACUUGCUUAGAUGUACAAUGAUAGAGAAGCCGUUAGAAGCGCUACGAAGCACAUUAGUUUGGGGACAUUUAGCGCCAACAGCACCUGACACCCUUGCAUGUUACCCAUAUAUUGACACAGACCCUCUUAUUUUGCAAGAAUGUCCUCAUGUAUAUUUCGCUGGAAAUUGUGACGUAUUCGAAACCGACAUACACAAAGGCUCAAAAAAUCAAACCACGCGAUUAGUUUGUGUACCUAGCUUUUCGAAAACUCAGAGCAUUGCUGUAGUCGACUUGGAUACUUUGGAUUGUAUAGAAAUUAAAUUUAAGACAGAUAUAGAAUAA